AUGAUUCAUGUUGUAGUGUUGCCAUUAUUGAUAAGUCUUGCAUUAUCCGCAAGGGAGCCCCGUCAGAUUAAUCUUGCGAAUCAAGGAGCAAUAUCCGGAAUGUAUAUCACGAGAUUUCGAACAAAGAGAAUAGCCGCGUAUGUAGGAAUACCUUACGCACAGCCUCCACUGGACUUCAGAAGAUUUGCUCCCCCUGAGUUUACAGACCUUCCAAAAUGGGAAGAGGUUAGAAAUAUGACAAUAUUUGCUCCUGAUUGCAUGCAAGCAGAUCCUAAGGGAGAGGAUGUGCAGAAUCCAUUACCGAAACAUGAUGAGUUGUUCAAUAAAUUGUUGGAGGCUCAAUUAGAGGAGCCAAGAAAGAAAGAAUAUUCUGAAGAUUGCUUGUAUUUAAAUGUUUAUGUGCCAGAUGAUUUUAAAGUGGAAGGAUAUCCGACAAUGGUGUGGUUUCAUGGUGGAAGUUUUGUCCGAGGCAGUCCAAAUAAUGUUAAUCCUUUCCAUCUUGUGUUAAAACAUAAGGUUAUUUUCGUUUCUGCAGCAUACCGAUUAAAUAUUUUCGGAUUUUUUUCAUCAUUAGACAAUGAAUCGCCUGGAAAUUAUGGGUUACUUGAUCAAGUGGCAGCUUUAACUUGGGUUAAGAACAAUAUAGAAAGUUUUGGUGGUGACCCAGAUAAUGUAUGCAUCUUUGGUCACGAAGCUGGUGCUGUAAGCGUAGGUCUUCAUUUGAUAUCUUCCCAUUCUUCCGGACUCUUCCAAAAGGCAAUAGCAAUGAGUGGCAAUGUACUGUCACCAAACACUGUUAAUACAGUCAGUAAAGAAAUUCUUACUGUAGAUAAAGUAGCCAGUGCUUUCGGGUGCUAUCGAAAGCCUACGAUUCAGUUAUUAGAUUGUCUAAGAAGAGCUAAUUAUCAAGCUCUAUUAGAUGUUGGUGGACCAUUAGCUGAGUGGGGCCCCAUUGUAGACGGUUCUUUUAGUAACGGUUCAUUAUACAUACCAUUUUUACCCGAUUUGCCUAGUAAAAUGUUCAAAAGUGAUAUUUUUACUCCAAUACCAGUUUUAACUGGGUACACCAACAUGGAAGAUGCUCUACGCCUUCACAAAGAAGAUGAUAAAAAUGACGGUUUAAGCCAAAGAGAAUUUGAUGUAAUGCGGGAAGAAAUAAUAUUAUCAGACAUAACAAUAGACAAUAGUUCUUGUUUCACAAACCAACACCAUAUACAAGAUGCUGUAUCAUUCUUUUACAAACCUAUACCGCCUACAUCUAAUGAAACCGUUUUACGUAAACUAUUUUUGGAAUUCUACACCGACAAAGUACAUGGAGCCACUACUUAUCAACUAGCACAAUUUCUUAGUAAGCAUUCGCCUGUUUAUUUAUACAGAUUUGAUUUGAAACCUUUUUCGGAUAUAGCUAACGAAGGCAUACCAGAGUGGAUAGCAGUACCUCAUAAUUUUGAUUUAACUUUCACUUUUGGCUUACCUCAUUUAGCUUUACCUGAAGAUUUUGCUAAAUGGGAUAUCAGAGAUAAAAGUAUUUCUGAUGUGAUAAUGAAAAUGUGGUCGAAUUUUGCAUGGUAUUCGAAUCCGACUAAUUCUGGAGUCAAUAUUUUAUGGGAACCUUUCGAAAUAGAAAAACCUGGUUAUCUGAUUAUUGAUCGUAAGAACUUCACAAUGAGCACACCAGAAACUGUAAAUUAUAAAGCAUUUGAGUUUUGGACAGAGUUUUACCCCAAAGUUGUUGAAAUUGGAACUAAAUGCUGUAAAGAAAAAGAUGAGGAUUCUGGAACUGACUCUAUAAUGACGUUCCAACUGCUCAUGGUGAUCACAUCAGCGACGCUGGUGAUGGGGCAACGACCCGGGUUUGCGGGUAGUAGACCCAUUGGUUACCCGGAACUUUACAACAGAACUACAACCACGGCUGAUGGUUUAGAAGAUCGAUUUGGUGAAGGCACUACACAAAGGUUACCUAUAGAAGCCAAUGGAGACAGGGACCUAAUAGAUCGACUCAGUAAGCUGCCGAUUGAUAAGCAACCUUUCUGGUUCAUUAACUGGCAAGCAAUUGAAGCCAACAGAGAAAAUCCCCAGACAUAUCCUCAAAAACCAAACGUUUUCAUUGACCCAAUCCCAAUAAAUAACCAACCUAAUUCUCCAAAUAGUCCAAUUCAGGGAUCAACUUCUCAAAAUCCUACUAAUAUAGGAUCUACCCAAAAUAGUGUGAGUUUAAGUAUGAGAAAUGGUGAACCAAACGUUCCUAAUACGGCACCAAUUUCACUGAACAAUGGUCAAACCAUCUCACAAAUCCCGACUACUCCAAGACCUGAUAGUUUUAAUAAUCAAAAUUCGUCUAAAGAUAAUAAUUUAUAUAAACAAAAUUCCUCCCACCUAGCAUCUAAUGGGUCCUAUUCUGAAAUAUCAAACACUAAUUCGCCCAUAUCCACUACUUAUACUAAUGUAAAUGUAUAAGUUUUUGAAUACUAU
Molecule: messenger RNA, 2472 nt
Organism: Achroia grisella
Lineage: Eukaryota; Metazoa; Arthropoda; Insecta; Lepidoptera; Pyralidae
Product: carboxylesterase 1C
Exons: 5
Coding region: 1-2457 (818 amino acids)
Biological process (GO): modulation of chemical synaptic transmission; neuron cell-cell adhesion; synaptic vesicle endocytosis
Cellular component (GO): synapse; postsynaptic membrane; cell surface
Molecular function (GO): signaling receptor activity; neurexin family protein binding
Source: RefSeq, a predicted model, not a curated record